Molecule: messenger RNA, 1839 nt
Organism: Colletotrichum tamarilloi
Lineage: Eukaryota; Fungi; Ascomycota; Sordariomycetes; Glomerellales; Glomerellaceae
Exons: 6
Coding region: 1-1839 (612 amino acids)
Source: RefSeq, a predicted model, not a curated record
AUGGACGCCCCGAUAGCCUAUGGCCCGCCCCGGCAGGUUACGUUCCAUGACGUUCUUUUUGAGAAACGAUGGGACUACCUCAAGGAUAUAAUCGUCCAGGCCUUUUUGGGAGACGCUACAAGCAGCCCACUCACAUUAGACAAACUUUCCGACUUCAUGAAGGAGCAACAUGGCUUUAAUGCAUUGCCCGCUCACUAUCGCUAUCGUCUCCGCCAGUGGCACAUUCGAAAAAAUACGAAGAAGGUAGAGAAGACUGCGGCGAUCACCGCCCUCGGGAAGCGCAAUCGUGUCGGAGGCAACACCUCGGAUGUGAAGAUUCGACAAGGGGAGUCGAUGAUGCCCAUGGACAGCAAACAGAUGAAGCGGUUCAUCAAAGACAGUAUCCGUCACCACUCUGUCCCGUCAUUGAUCCCUGGCAUAACAAUCUCCGACUGGCUGCAUGACUAUUGGAUGUACUGCUUCGUGACGGCUAAGUUCUGGGGCACCGGUCCUCAAGAAUGGACAGCCAGAAUGGUCGCAGAAUUUACACUUGGCUCACCCACUGAUGGAACGCCUCAGAACUCUCACUCACCUCUCGCAAGGAUCUCUGGACAAUCUCCACCCGGAUCCCGUUCUGCCGAAGGUCCGCGACCAACACAAAUAUGUCGUUGGGCCAUACAUCAAUCGGAUUUAGUGGAAUACGAGCCUUUGCCCUCUACUCCACGUGAAGAGCAAGCGGACUUUGAUCUCGGUGAUCAAUCAUCAUGGACUGAGUGGCCAGACUCUCGGAGGUCCCAAUCCUACCAAAGCUCCAUUCAUGAAACCUUUAUCAACAAUCGAUUCAGCACAACUGCCCCCGAGGAGGUUCCGAUCGCUUGUGAGGUCGUUUCAGAGGUCAUUUCGACAUCUGACAUGCCAUUGGCAUUGGACUCGUUGGCAUUUGCCAUUAUGGCUGGCAACAUAGAACUUAUCUCAAAAACUCUUUCCGAAAUGCGGCUUUCAGCCAAGACUUGGAGACUGGACUUCACGGUCUUGCGCUCCCACACGAACCUUUCUCCGGCAGAAGUCAGCACAAGCUCUGUACAGGCCGUGUGCCACAGCAUGAUGGCAAUGUUUUUGCCUUCGUCAAGGCCAAACAUCAACACCGUCAGCGGCCUCUUUCGACGACGUUGCACCAGCUGCGGGCUUGAGAUGAAACUAGGCCCGCUGCAUACUCUUGUGGCUGUCGCUUUCCAUCUGGCAGAGAAUGGAAAGAGUGGCGAAACGCUGUUUGGGGCACUGGCUUGUCUCGUCUGUCUCCUUGUACUAGGGGCCGACCCCGCUCAAGUUGCAGACUUGUCAGUGCUCGACAUAUUCUCGUCUCCUGAUGAAGAACAACACGAGCAGUUCAUGAAGUUUAGCUUCGAAUCGAAUCUGUGUGAUCGAUUCAACAACGAUGAAGACCGAGGCGAAACAUCAAAUGAGAGCGAUAGCAGCUCAUUGCAUGAUGAGUGGGGUGAGUGCCCGCUGUUCGAAGCACAUGAUCUCAUCGGCCUUCCCCGUGUUAACCAGAAUCUCGGCGUUCUCUGGGCGACAAUUCAAACAGAACUUCUCACUUACCGAAAGGUCAAUGUUGAUGAUGCAGCCAUCUCAGAUCACUUUCAACUAUCGUCUCUUUUGAGAUGGCUCGAAGGGGGAUCAGACACGUUCGAGACGCCUCUGCUCACUAACGGCAUGAUGGAAUCUCACAACCCAUGUGGGUGGUUUAACGAAUUGGAGAGCUCGUUCGUGGUCACAGCAUCUGAUGUGUGUUCAGAAUAUUUCAUGAAUAUGGACAUCUGGUCUCGGGCCUCUUUCAUUGAAGAGAUGAUCAUUGAGUGA